GCGCCACCAGCAGCAGGGACUACGUGCCUCCCCCGGAGCAGGGCGAGCUCAGGUCCGGAGGCGACAACAUCCAGUACACCUGGAGGUCCGCCCUCUUCACCUGCGCCAUGGCGGCGGGGGCUCUGUGGUACUAUGACUACCUCAUGCGGAGGAAGGAGUCCGAGCAGCGGGCCAUCACGAAGCAGGAGACCCGCACGCGGCGCCCCCCGCGCCUGGUCGCCGAGAG
Molecule: messenger RNA, 226 nt
Organism: Prorocentrum cordatum
Lineage: Eukaryota; Dinophyceae; Prorocentrales; Prorocentraceae
Source: the annotation of a GenBank genome assembly